Molecule: messenger RNA, 1248 nt
Organism: Orbicella faveolata
Lineage: Eukaryota; Metazoa; Cnidaria; Anthozoa; Scleractinia; Merulinidae
Source: RefSeq, a predicted model, not a curated record
UUUAGGGACUGCGCACGCAUAAGCAUCAAGCAAGCGGAAUUGUUCGAAGUUUUGGUACUAGGGGUUAAAUAGGGGACAUUGAAUUUCCUUCAUGACACACGCACACAUGACAGUUAAGGGGACAUGUGGUAAAUAGAUCAAUCAGUGCCAAAAUAGAUAUAAAAUGACAAGCGCCUUGGAAAUUUUAUUUGAACCUUUCUGGCACAACGACAGUGCAACUUGAGCAGAGUAUUUCAGUUGUGGUCACGUCACCAGGUGCGAUUUCUGUCAUGUAACAAAGGGUAAAGGCAUGAAUGUAGUGACGAAUUAAACUCGGGCAAAUUUGAACAAUAGAGGGGCGUGAUUUUGUUCAUUUCAGGACGAACUGUUGACCGUUGUUUUGUAAUUGAAAUUUCAACACAGGUCUGGUUCCGCUUGGGUUGCCAUUUCAUUAGCAUGAAUGAAUGUAAAUUAACUCUGACCACAAGACUAUCAUCGUGACGUUUAUUGUGGAAUGCACAUAUCAGGGGAAUACAAGUUAACAGUAUGCCACUAGAUCGCGCAGAAAGUCAAAGAUGGUUGUUUUACUUUCACUCUUUGUAAAAUGUGCUAUCAGCGCCUGCAGCUGUUUCAAUUUACAAGAAUAACGUGCUCUUAAGCUGGGACAAAAUGCGUCGACUUUUACAGUGGUUUGUUGGUCGUUGUCUUUCGUUUUCGCUGUGGCAGUUUAUUCAAAUUGCGAUCGUUGUGAGCUACUUGUCUGCUCAAUUUGUCCUUCAUGUACAACUAAGUACACGUCUCACGGAUGCCCUGGCAAGGCUAGAUAAGCUAGAGGAUUAUAUCAACGGCAAAGAGAACGAAAGAGCGCAGAUACAGUCUUAUGACACGAGGCCAGAUCAUGUUCACUCUCGUGGAAAGCGGCGCACGCACCAUGAAGGGAAUUUGAAUGACCUAUGGAGACGACUCGAAACCUUGGAAAAUCAUUUUACAGCGUCAAGAAACUUCAGCAUGCCUCCUGACCAAAGAUCAUUUUGUGUUCAGGGACCACAAGGAAGGAAUGGCAUGCCGGGAAAAAAUGGGAUACCGGGGCGCGACGGGAAGGACGGGAUACCUGGAAGAGACGGUGAGUAGUUGGCUGUUACCGCGAUUACCUCUGUUGUUGUGUUGAAUUCAGUUGAUGGCACGAAUUUCGCAUGACGCUGUGUUCGUGUUUAUUAGUGUAGGAAGAGAUGGCACUGACGGGCGCGACGGAAUACCGGGAAUGAAUGG